Molecule: messenger RNA, 4386 nt
Organism: Letharia columbiana
Lineage: Eukaryota; Fungi; Ascomycota; Lecanoromycetes; Lecanorales; Parmeliaceae
Exons: 5
Coding region: 1-4386 (1461 amino acids)
Biological process (GO): regulation of transcription by RNA polymerase II
Cellular component (GO): mediator complex
Molecular function (GO): transcription coregulator activity
Source: RefSeq, a predicted model, not a curated record
AUGACGAGUAAUCUUGCGGGCAUUGAGCCACCAUUGCUCACCGGCAAUCGCUCCUUUCAACUGCCUCCCACUCGCACAGCCUCUCACGACCUUCAGCAGACAUCCAGGACGUGGCCGCGUCAGACUUUCAACCCAACGCCCAAUGCGCCACCAAGCUCCCAGGAUGCCUCCGAGCCUGCUUCCAAGAGACAGAAGACCGGAGAUCCUGCUACAGAAUCAAUCGGAAAGACGAGUGGAAUCUUACGAAGCGUUUUGGACAUUAGUACUGCGAUAAGUGAAAAGGGUAGGCCUCUCAUAAAGAGCGCGGAUUUCUUACCGGGAAAAGAGAGCGCAGAUAAAGAACAGCAACCUUCCCUAUUUCCCACUCGCCCUGGUAAAAACCCUCAACGUGGUGGCAACCAGCAGGGUCGCGCGCUGGCUAUCGAGAGAGCCACUGCAAGAGACGUCGUCCCAGUCAAACCCUAUGUUCCCGAACCUCCCUCCUUCGCGCCACGGUUCCAUAAAGCUGGGCCUGCAGACUUCUUCCCGUGGACGGGCUGUCACGCAGAGGAUGUCCUUAACGAGCUAACCACCAGACAAGGCUUCUACGACAAAUCCCCCGUCUCCCAGAACGAGUCCAACACUGCUAGACCAUCGGUCUGGUCUAGCCUGAAGCACAAAUCUGGCCUCCAAAUCUUGUCGUCUUUGUUCGUCUCAGCGCUCGAUCAGAGGCAGAUUCACGGCACCAUUACCACGAACACUACUUUCAAGCCUCCACCGAGGGUGACUCUGACCGACACGAAGCGGGAGGCUUGGCUCCGAGAUCUUGCAAAUCCUUCAAUCCCUUUACGACGGUUAAGUCGAACAAUUCCGCACGGCAUUCGAGGGAAGAUACUCCUGGACCACUGCCUAAGCAAAGAUAUCCCUACGUUCAGAGCCAUCUGGCUUGUCAAAUGCGUGGGGGCCAACGAAAUUCGAGCGUUCAAAAGGAAAGGAACAGGCGGUGUCUUUACCGUUGGUGGAGAAGCCAAAUGGAUCAAAGACUGGACAGCCAAUGUCGAGCAAUUUCUCGAGUCUAUCGUUGGUCUUUGUGGCAGUGCUGACUGGAGAUCGAAGAUUAAUUAUGGCUUGCGUCUGAUUACACACCUCUACUCGGAGCAUCUUCUCGAUCGGGACCACUACCUUGACUGGCUGAUCGUCUCCUUUCGAGACAGCGAUCUAGAUGCUCUACCUAUGUGGCUCCUGGUCAUGCAGAUACAUCAGCAAGAUAUUCUCCAGCACAGACAACGUGGACGACGUUUAGCUGAAGCGUUAUCGAAGCAUUUAGAUAAGGCAUCUCUAACAACUACCCACGAAGUGUAUGACACAGUCUUCAAACAACUCGCCAAGCUUCUCAAGACUGUUAUGCUUUCGGCCCCUGCGUGCUUCAUCCUUCCAGCUUGCUGGAGCAAGUACGGAGACGCAAUCAAGAGGUGUCUGGACAAAAAUGAAAGCCGUUUGCAAUCCACCUUUGACAGCCUCUCGAAGCGUAAUUGGAGACUCCGCAACCGCUCUUUGAACCAAAGUAGUCAGGCGACCAAAUCUCACAGACAGACCAUCAUAGUGUAUCUGGACAGCUUGUACGAUCACCAAAGCAUUGGCAAAAUUGCAGGCGCGUGCCUGCGGGUCACCGGCGAUUAUAACUUGCUUGUUCGAACAUGCAUCGAGUGGUCGUCCAGCGUCUAUAGGCACGGUCGCUUUAGGGCAUAUGCUGCAGCACGUCUACUCCGUAUCUGGAAAAGAAAAGGCGUCGAUCUUCAAGGCCCAAUAUUUAAUUUCUUGGCUGCAAGUCCAGAUGUUCCGGGCUUGCAGAAGAGAGACGUAUACAGAUUGCUUGCUGAACUUUUUCGUUCUCAGCACAUGUCUGUCAGUAAGUAUCUACAAUGGCUCAUCGCUCGUGGAACGUUGGAUGGUUAUCAUGACCCUAACAUGGAGGGUCCAUGCGAUGUCUACUUGCUAUUUGAGCUGCCUUUGCAGGGCCUGCCAUCUCACGUUCUCAAUUUACGAAGCAUGCUUUUGACUACGCUGGGAGUUCCUGCUGAGCGAGAAAGAGACAUGAUCAUUGCAGCAAAGGCGAAAAUACUAAGUCAGGUCCCAGGGUUUUUCCUUUGGGAUGCUUCAUCUGGCUCGGGAGCAGGCUGUGAUGAAUUUGCUUUGUUGAGUCAAACGGUAAAGUCUGCCGUUGCUCUGUGGAUUCGCAAAACCCUGUUUUCACGCCUCCAAGUCUUCGGAAGGACUGAUUCGGCAUCUGAAGAUACUAAACAGCCAAACAGAGAUAAAGUCACUUUUUGUCUCGUCACCUUAGAACAAUUCCACGCCAUCCGACGCAUUCUCGAAGACUUCGAAGACUUCGCAAUCCUCGCUGAUGUCCUAAAUAUAUUGUCCGAUGAAGUGCAAGGGCCUAUUUUGACGGCUGUCACCGAUACAGUCAACCAGUAUUAUGAUGUGUUCAACGCCAUAGGUGCUGCCGAUGAUACAUUUCGAAGAUUGUAUCAACGGGUGGAAGAAUCUCAUGGCCCCGAGGUCGUUGAAAAUGCUUUUCUUGAAUCGCUGAUUGACCUGGCUAGCCGCUUUCCCAACGCGGCUCAGGAAGUCCAAAGGCUUCGAAACGAUACGUUGGCUCUUGUGCCCAGAUCAUCUGUCGUCGCUUUCUCGCCCAUCUCGGACAAUAUGGUUGAAGCAGCGCAAUCAGCCGAACCAACGUUUGCGGACGAGAUGGACCAAAUACUCGCAGGAGGGACCAGUAUGGACAAGCAAACUUUAAGUCGAAUGUUCGGCGCUAUAAUUGGCCAUCUAGAAACAUCAUUCGAGGAGUCAAGUCAAUUAGGUAUCCGAUUUUCGCGGCUGCUCGCUCGGCUGCGCAGAUUUGGUCCAAAGACGUUCGACGCACUGCUCAAAGAUUGGCUCCAGAAGUGGCUGCGUUCCAGUCUUCAGGCAAAGCUGGGGAUAAUAUUGCCACCAAUGAUUUGUUCUAAAGUCGUCUCGUUGAAGGUAGUUCUGGAUUCUACCGCACAGCUUCUCGUUCUUGAAGACCACCGAAAUGAUCGGGCUACUCUAGCCUUUGAGAUGUUGGAUAUGGUGAUUACGGCCAGCUCUGGACCGAUGCCCAUCGUGAACUACCGAGGCUACCGGCUUCUUGAUCAAUUUCGUCGCCUCAUUCGCGUGUCUUCGGCCUCGAUUACAACCUUACUCAGUGUCGUUGUAGAGACAUGCAGAGCAACGGAAGCUCCCUUGCGCACGCGCGCUCGGGCUCGAGUUGGAGACCUUUCGGUCAGGAACCUGAUACAGACUCUCGUGCUACAGCAGCCCAGCAUGUCAAGAGUAGUCGCAUCCGCUUUACCCAAUACCGACUUACAAACAGCUUUUGGGGGAGUUUUGGACCAGGAUCAGGAUCAGCUAGGAGAGUCCUCGAACCUUGAUCGACACAAUAAGAUCUCGGGGCUUCUACACAGCAUUAGUGACUUCAACGUGCCCCUCGUCCAGUUGCAGUUGAGGGCAAUCUUGUCAGAUACCGGAUCCUUGGAGAAUGCUGAGGAUACCUUGUCAGAUAUCAUCGUAGAGCAGAACGGCGCUUCAAGUUUUGGCCGCGUUGAGUUGUGGGCAUGCCUCGUCUCCGAACUGCCCGUCCCACAAGCGGCUUCAGUUCGAGAGAAGGCUGAGACCGAAAUACUUUGUUUGGUUGUUACAGAUGCGACAUCGAUGUGCCACGGGGACAAGACGCGGCUCGACGGUUUGACUGCAAUAGUCGAAGCAGCUGGGUUCAGUGUAUCAGAUGCCGAGACUUCCCCAUUCCUUGACCAAAUCGCAGAUGGACUCUCAUUGAUUUGCUCUUCGCACCAGCUGGAUAAAUAUCAGCACGAUCAUGAUGAGAUCGACUCAGACCAUAUGGGCCAGUGUAUCGAUGUUCUCAUUUCCUUGCUCAUCAUCCACCAGUCGACAAUCCAGCACCCAAGAUUCUCUCAGUCCGCCCUCUUUCAAGUCCUUAUCUCUCUCAGUCGUCUCCUGAUACAUCCGUUCCUUACCUUCCAUCCAACUCUUCCCAGCUACGUAUUCGAUACACUCGCUCUCCUCUCCGACUCCCUCUCCGACGACACUCGAAUGCGCUGCAUUCGCACCCUUCGUGACCACCAUCACAGUCAGGAUGCGCGCUUACGAUUCAUCUUCGGCUACCCUGAGACUGUCAACAGUGAAUGGCUACAACUACUUACAAAGCCCUCGACAAUCGCUGAAGCAAAGUCCGAGGGCGUGACGAUGCAGCCAUACUCCCUUCGGAGAUGGGAAAUGAUGCAAGAUGCAACCCCCGUCUCCACGGAAAAUGAUACCAGUCUUAGCUUAACGCUUUUCGGGGCCAGGAAAUCUGUUUUAUAG